AGAACUUUUUAUGAAUCUCAAGAUACAGUUAGUUUAGUGUAGCUGGUGCAUAUAGGUUAUAUAUGAAUGUAUAUAUGCAAUGGGGGUCAAACCAAAACCAUACCCUGUAAUUACAGAUUUGGUUUCUUUGUGGUUUGUAUUUUGCAAGUCUUGUGUGUAAAGAUGAUUCCUUGUCUUAAAAUUAUUACAGCCAGCUAAGACAUGUUUUUAGCCACGCUAAAGCAUAAUAGCGGUGAUGAGUGAAUCUGUCCCAUUUUGCAUCUCCGAAUAAUUUGCGAAACUUUGAAAAGAGUUGCAAAACGCAAAAAAUUUGCAAAACACAGAAAGUUAUUUUUUGUUGCGCAGCAAAUUGUUGUGCCUGUUUCACAAAACAAUCCUCCAAUGGCAAAAUGCAGAAAUUCACCAGAAAUCCAUGCCUGGUGAAAAAUUUCGCUCUUCACGGCAUAAUAGUAAUUUAAAAAAGAGAAUAACAAAUGUCCCUCACAGCAAACAUUUUAUUGCAGGAUUGUAAAUAGAUUUUGUUUUCCAUAGGAACUGAAUAAAGAGUCCUGGAAUUGCCAGUACCAGAGAAAACCUGUUAGUACCUAAAAUUAAAUAUUAUAUCUCCCACCAGAACCGUCAGACGCUACACGAGGUUCAGAACCCAAACAACAGCCAUCUGUAACACUGCAUUCCCCACCCCCCACCUGUCACCACAGCAACGAAAACAUAGUGGAGCCUCCGGUUUGCCUCCCUAAUGAUGGCGGGACGUAGUGGCUGUGACGCAGCUGCGUAGUAGCGAGUGGGGAGGGGCGGCACGCGUUGUAGUGAGAGCGCAUUGUCUGUUUGAAAGGAGGAAUCUGGGCCGAGUUGAGGCCGCCGAGUAAAAGAUCUUUAAGGCACCGGGCACCCGUCAGUAUUCGUGUGUUGUUCACAUAAGUGGCUUUCUUUUGUUCUUCCAGUGGCUGGAUCAACCUGGGUAACGGACUUGGUGUGGGGUGCUGUGCGGUCCUUUGUAACCGGCUACGUUACUCGCCUGCUUUUACUGGGGGAUAACAAGCCGUCUCCGUUCGCUGCUGACGAGCCAGUGUGAUUCUGCAACCAGCAGGUUUCCAUAUAGACUGCUCCAGGGUUGCUUUGUUCCAUCAUACUGUUCUGUGUGUUGUCAUCUCUAUCACCAUGACUGCACCUUCUAGAGGCCCCUAAGACUUGCAUGUCUUCAAAAGUCAUCUGAUCAACUUGGGCACUGGGGGCAGAAGACCAUGAGUGGCUAAAAAAAAUCUUGACCCAAUAUACAAGGUACACUCUCAGAAUGACUGAAACUGCAUCAAAUAUGCUGGUUUAGAAGGCCACACUGAAUUCUGUAUUUUUGCAAGAUACUUGUGGGAUGCCACAAAUUUCAAGUCUGCAAAAUUUGAUGGCAAGAAAUGUCUGUGAUGUAAAAGGCAGCUUAAAGGCUUUGUUACUGUGAUACUUAAAGAGAAAAAAAACAAUUAUUUUUAAAUGACCGCUUCAGUUUUUAUCUAAGUUCUGACAAAAUAGAAAUUGUCCCCAAAAAUGGAAAGUAAUCUUGCUGAAGAAAAAAGCAACGAUCUGAAAGUUGAAGAUGAUGAAGACAGAAAUAGCGACUUGGAUGGCAUGCAAAUAAAAAUGGAAUCAGAUGACCUAAAACAGACCGAAAGCAGCGAUGAACAAGAAGAUAAGGAUCAAUUCUGUGCCGAUACCUCAAAUACUUUUGUUUCAGCUGAAAAUGAGGAUGAUUAUGGUGUUCUGUUUUCUCAGUACACUACUACUCUUUAUGAUGCAGCAAUGGAGGCUGUUACACAAAGUAUACUUACAAAUAAAAAUAUUAGCAAUCGGAAAAAAUCUCCAGCUUGGAACCAUUUUUUUAUAUCUCCCCGGGACAGUACUAAAGCAAUAUGCAUGUAUUGUAUGAAAGAGUUUAGCAGAGGGAAAAAUGAAAAAGACCUAAGUACAAGUUGUUUAAUGAGGCAUGUUAGAAGGGCGCAUCCUAGAGUCCUUGUUUCUGAAAAUGGAACUAUGCCAGGUAUAUCUUCCUACUCUCCACCAACAUUACUUCUACCUCCGCAAUCUUUAGAUGCUGCAGAAUCCAAUGUUACACCUGCUAAAUAUAAAAAAUCAGCAUUAAAAAUAUCUCCCUCAGAAAAAGUACCAGAGGAAACUUUGACUUUAUCAGAUGAAAUAUCCUCAGACUUUUCAUUGUCAGGAAAAAACAAAGAAGAGGUUUCUGUGGUCUCGCCAGUGUCAUUUCCAAACAGUCAAUUAGAUGAAACCACUGAGAACAUUGUAGAAAAACACAUUCCAACUCCAAAAAAUUCAUCUGGUUCUAGGAGAAGGUCUGCUGUCUGGAAGCAUUUUUAUUUAUCUCCACUGGAUAAUUCAAAAGCAGUUUGUAUACACUGCAUGAAUGAAUUUAGCAGAGGAAAAAAUGGAAAGGACCUUGGAACUAGUUGCUUAAUAAGGCAUAUGUGGAGAGCACACCGUUCAAUUGUUUUGCAAGAGAAUGGCGGAGGAACAAGUUUGCCGCCCCCUUAUUCUGUGCCUCCUACCUUGUUGCCAUCUCUCCUUCCUUCAGAUGGUGGUGAUGUUGGAUUUGUUGCUGUAUCUCCAGGAAAAAUGGGUAAAGACCCUGCUUCUAUUCCUUCAUCUCCUGAUAGGGCUUCAGUGGAAAUUCAGUGUGGUGUUCCUAAUGGUAACUUAAUUGAUGACGAUGAUGAAUCCGUUUUGCAUUCCUCAGAAAGUAAUACUGAGUCGUUAUUGCUACCUUCCCCUGAAAAACUUGGUCGUGGUCGCAGAUCUUUAACAUAUAAGCCGCACGUUUUUCAACCAAGUAAAAAAUGUAUGAAAAGGUUAAAAUCUGAAGUAUGGCACCAUUUCUCAUUAUCUACAACUGAUAAUCAGAAAGCAGUGUGUAAGUAUUGCAGUUGCAUGAUUAGCAGAGGCAAAAAAGGAGAUUUGGGAACAAGCUGUUUAAUGAGGCAUUUAUAUAGACGACACCCAGAAGUCAUAUUGAACCAAAAAAAAAUUGACAUCAGUCUAGCCAAUUCUCCUUAUGCUACUUUAGCUUCUGCAGAGUGCUCAUCAAAAAUGACAGAAUUAACAAUAGUAAAUCACGAUAAUCAAAUUGUAUUUCCAACAAACAGCAAAAAGACCUCAAAACUGUGGAAUCACUUUUCAAUUUGUUCUGCAGACUCAACAAAAGUUAUAUGUAUGCACUGUGGUCGAACAAUAAGCCGAGGGAAAAAACCAACCAAUUUAGGAACCAGUUGUCUCUUAAGACAUUUGCAACGGUUUCACAGCAAUGUUCUUCAAAACAAUAGUGUUUCCGAAACGUUGCGUCCUGCCGAUUCACAAACACCAGUGAACACUGAAUUAGCAGCCUCCUCUUUUGAAGACACCACUGACAAAUUUAGUGACUCUCAUCCAGUUGCCAAAAAAAUUACAAGUCUUAUAGCUGAAAUGAUUGCACUUGAUCUUCAGCCAUAUUCCUUUGUAAAUAAUGUAGGAUUCAAUAGACUACUUGAAUAUCUUCAGCCUCAAUAUUCAUUACCAUCUGCAUCUUACUUUUCAAGAACAGCAAUCCCCGAUAUGUAUGAAAAUGUAAAGCAGAUCAUAGUCUCGCACUUAAAAGAAGCAGAAAGCGGUGUAAUCCAUUUUACAGCUGGAAUAUGGAUGAGCAGUCAAACGCGGGAAUACUUAACACUUACUGCUCAUUGGGUAACAUUUGAGUCAUCUUUUAGACCACAUUGUGAAAAUCACCACUGUUCAGCACUUCUGCAUGUUUCGCAAAUUGAUUGUGACUAUAAUGAUGUUAGUGUUCAAAAACAUCUAGAAUACUUGUGGGAAUCCUGGAUAGCUUCAUGUGGACUUCAGAUAGGCAUAACAGUAACAGAUAAUCACAGCAUAGCAAAAACAUUAAAUGAAAGUGAACAUUCAAGUGUUCAAUGCUUUGGACAUACAGUGGACCUAAUUGUUAAUGAGGCAAUUAAAAGUCAAAGGAUGGUGCAAAACUUGUUAAGUAUUGCAAGAAAAAUCUGUGAACGUGUACACCGCUCCACAAAAGCAAAAGAAAAAUUAGCAGAGUUGCAAAAAGAAUAUGAUUUACCUCAGCACCAUUUGAUUCAGGAUGUCCCUUCUAAAUGGAACACUUCAUUUCACAUGUUAGACCGACUAAUUGAACAGAAAAGGGCAAUUGAUGAAAUGUCUAUCGAGUGCAGCUUCAGAGAACUAAUAAGCUGUGAUCAGUGGGAAGUAAUGCAGUCUGUCUGCCAUGCACUGAAACCAUUUGAAGCAGCCAGUAGAGAGAUGAGUAUGCACAUGGCCACAUUAAGCCAGGUUAUUCCAAUGAUUCAUAUACUUAACAGAAAAAUAGAGAUGUUAUUUGAAGAAACCAUGGGUAUUGAUACAAUGCUGAAAUCGCUUAAAGAAGCCAUGGUUUGUCGUCUGUCGUCAACGCUUCAUGAUCCCCGAUAUAUAUUUGCGACACUCUUAGACCCCAGGUACAAAGCUUCCUUAUUUUCAGAGGAGGAGGCUGAGGAGUACAAACAAGGAUUAAUCAGGGAACUGGAGAUACUAAGUUCUACCUCAGAUGAUGCACUCAUCCUAAAUGGGUGCAACAAAAGUUCUUCGCCAAAAAGCAACGGUGAGGAAAACAUUUGGUCACUUAUGGCAAAUAUUAAAAGAUCAAAGGCAUUAAAAGAAAAAUUGCCAGAAGAUAUUGUGUUUGCUUACUUGGAAGAAGAAGUUCUUGAACAUAACUGUGAUCCAUUAACUUACUGGAACUUGAAGAAAUCGGCAUGGCCAGUUUUAGCAAAACUGGCUGUCAGAUUCCUUGGAUGCCCACCUAGCAUUAUUCCCUCUGAGAGACUUUUUAACACUGCAAAUGAAAAUUGCAAUUUUAACCAAAAUAGACUAAUGAUGGAACAUUUUGAGCAGCUAAUCUUUUUAAAAGUCAAUCUCCCUUUAAUUUACUUCCAGUAUUGAUCUACAGUUAGCAGGUGAAGCUUUUUCCCUAGAUAUUAACUGUAUUUUAUAAAUUUGUUAAAUUGCUCCACUAGGGGCCAUGUACGACAACUGAGAAUUGACAAAUUAUUCUAUAACGUUCCAAUGUUGGGCUUUAAAUAUUGUCUACAUGUGCCUUACUUAGUUUUUCAGGCCAGACCUUGUACAUUUAAUUUUUUUUAAAGAAAAUUUCACCCUAGAAUGUUUGUCAUGUAACUAUUAAAUAUAGGUUUUAGUCUUCAUACCUGUAAAUACACAUGUAAAGUGAUUUCUUUUAAAACAGAAUUGCAAAAAAAAGAUGUAAAAAUAGUAGGUUUUUUUUGUACAAAAGGUACUGUAUUUCAUUCAGACGUUGCUUUUAUGUUGUGUGUUUUUAAUAAUGCUGCAUAUACAGGUUAGGGCAUAUUACUAUGAAAGGGAGUCACUUACUGCAACUGAUUUUGCUACAGUUGGCAAACAGUCUGUUAUAUCAGGUAUCCAGUCAAGUAACGUAAAAAUGAUUAACUUUUGUCUACACUGCAAUGACCCCUUUAGUGAAACACAGAAGUAUUGUUUACAAAUCGAUCAUCAAACUUUUGUAUAAAAUACAUUUGUUGGUCUGUUACAAGCAAGACCUUUUAUAGGCAAACAACAAAAGUGCGUAUUGCUGCUAACACACAGUACCUAUUGUGUGUGCAUGUAAAUGAAACUCCUGAUAGUGCUCAAUGUGUAGCAUUAAAUUGGGUUAUUUACAUAAUUUUAAAUGUUGUUUUUAAAAGGAAAAGAAAACCCACAACAUCUGCACCACCACUACUAAGCUGAGAAGGUUGGCAGCCCUUUAUAACCAAGUGUCCGUUUCAAGACUGGUGCAGCAAAAGCCCUUCCACAGUGCUCUCUUCCUGACAAAGCCUACUGGCGUUCACUGAUUCCCCACCUACUGACUGUCAAUGCACUAAGAGCACAUUGUAGAUCUGUUAUGCUUAGGGCUAGACUCCACAGGAGAUUUUGUAGGUCAGAUUUUAUCUGAUCUAGUCACGCAACGACACAGCAUCUUGUAGGAUAACACCAAACACAUUUUGUAGGAUCCUGCAAAAUCUGAUCCCCACAGCUAUAUUAUAAUAUUGGAUCAUAUUAGGUAGUAUGGUGUGUUUUGUAUAUGCAUCAGAGUCUGUAUUUCAAUGAGAAAAAAUAUCUGUCAGACACAGAUUUCCUCUCUUUGAAUGAAGAUGCAGCAUUCUUUUCUGACAGGUGAAGAUGGCAAUCCUUUUAUGUAGUUAACACAUCAGAGUUUUGUAUCAGUCCCAUUAUCUCUUAAGCCAUGCAACUACACCGAUAUGAGAUCAGCACCAUCCUACAAAAUUCCCUGUGGAGUUUAGCCUUUACAUAGCCUACACAGAUUGGAGGGUUUAUAUGAUGGGUUUUCUUCACCUUUAAUAUUGAGGAACUUAGUUGGUCUUUUGCUAAAACACAUUUUCAUAUUUUGUAUUAGUUUUUGUAUCAGGCUGCAUUUUCUUUUAUUGUCCAGUUUUUAAAAUACAUGUCUACCAAAAUUCAUUGUUUGUCUUGAUUUCACAGCAUAAUUUUUAUAUUUCUGAUGCUGUUGAAAGAUUUUUCUGUCAUAACAAUGUUCUCAUGCAAUAGAAAAGUAGGGAUCUUUGUUGCAUCAGUUUUUUCACCGUUGCUGUAAACUAUCAAUUUUUUGUGUUUAAAAUACUGUACCAGUCUGAUUUAAUUUUUACAUCUAUGUAUUAGUGUAUUUAUAAAUGGUAAACAAAUGUUUUUUUGAAAUUAAACCAUUUAUUUACAGUAGA
Xenopus tropicalis (tropical clawed frog) is the source of this 6791-nucleotide messenger RNA. RefSeq names its product zinc finger, BED-type containing 4 (gene zbed4). The record is from RefSeq and is a predicted model, not a curated record. The coding region runs from base 1537 to 4983 and encodes 1148 amino acids. The transcript is spliced from 3 exons. Gene Ontology annotation, molecular function: protein dimerization activity; DNA binding. Gene Ontology annotation, cellular component: nucleus. Lineage: Eukaryota; Metazoa; Chordata; Amphibia; Anura; Pipidae.